Gavialis gangeticus (Gharial) is the source of this 9807-nucleotide messenger RNA. RefSeq names its product unc-5 netrin receptor C (gene UNC5C). Bases 222 to 3074 code for a protein of 950 amino acids. Gene Ontology annotation, biological process: netrin-activated signaling pathway. NCBI's taxonomy places the organism in Eukaryota, Metazoa, Chordata, Crocodylia, Gavialidae. Gene Ontology annotation, molecular function: netrin receptor activity; protein binding. The transcript has 17 exons. The record is from RefSeq and is a predicted model, not a curated record. Gene Ontology annotation, cellular component: membrane.
GGAUGCUGCCGCCCCUUCCUCCCCUGCGGGCUCGGGCUCCCGCACACUUGGGCUCCAGCCCGUGAGAUGCCCCAGUGCCGCUCGUCUCCCUGCAGCAGCAGCCGCCGCCGGAGCCCGGGCACCUUCCCCGCCUUCCCCCGCUCGGCGCCAGCCUGAGCCGCGCCGGGGGGAGCUGUCCCCUGCCCCAGCCCGCCCCGAGGGGAGCUUGGCGCGGGGCUGCCAUGGGCGCGGGGCUGGACGGCGCGGCUGCCCGCUGCGGGCUGGGACUGGGAUACUUACUGCAAAUGCUCGUGCUACCUGCCCUCGCCAUCCUCAGCGCCAGCAGCACCGGCUCCGCCGCGCAAGAUGAUGACUUUUUCCAUGAACUUCCAGAAACCUUUCCAUCUGAUCCUCCAGAGCCUUUACCCCAUUUUCUUAUUGAACCUGAAGAAGCCUACAUUGUAAAGAACAAGCCUGUGAAUCUGUAUUGCAAGGCCAGCCCUGCCACCCAGAUCUAUUUCAAGUGCAAUAGUGAAUGGGUUCAUCAGAAGGACCAUGUGGUGGAUGAGAGAGUAGAUGAAACUUCUGGUUUGAUUGUUCGAGAAGUCAGCAUUGAGAUUUCCCGUCAGCAGGUGGAGGAACUCUUUGGACCAGAAGAUUACUGGUGCCAAUGUGUUGCUUGGAGCUCUGCGGGCACUACCAAAAGCCGAAAGGCCUAUGUUCGCAUUGCAUAUCUUCGGAAGACUUUUGAACAGGAACCCCUGGGGAAAGAAGUGUCUUUGGAACAGGAAGUCCUGCUCCAGUGCCGUCCACCCGAGGGCAUCCCAGUAGCUGAGGUGGAGUGGCUGAAAAAUGAAGAGGUGAUUGAUCCUGUUGAAGACCGGAAUUUUUACAUUACCAUUGAUCACAACCUAAUCAUCAAGCAGGCACGUCUUUCUGACACAGCCAAUUAUACCUGUGUAGCCAAAAAUAUUGUUGCCAAGAGGAAAAGUACUACUGCUACUGUCAUUGUCUAUGUCAAUGGUGGUUGGUCUAUAUGGACUGAGUGGUCAGUGUGUAACAGUCGCUGUGGGAGAGGUUAUCAAAAGCGCACAAGGACCUGCACCAAUCCUGCCCCACUCAAUGGUGGUGCCUUCUGUGAGGGCCAAAGUGUCCAGAAAAUAGCUUGCACCACUCUCUGUCCAGUGGAUGGCAGAUGGACAUCAUGGAGUAAGUGGUCUACCUGUGGGACGGAGUGUACACAUUGGCGCAGGAGAGAAUGCACAGCACCGGCACCAAAGAAUGGUGGAAAGGACUGCGAGGGUCUUGUCCUGCAAUCCAAAAACUGCACAGAUGGCCUCUGUAUGCAGAGUUUCAUUUAUCCUAUUUCAACUGAACAGAGAACCCAGAAUGAAUAUGGAUUUUCUUCUGCUCCUGACUCAGAUGAUGUAGCUCUCUAUGUAGGCAUUGUGAUAGCCGUCUUCGUGUGCCUGGCUAUUUCCGUGAUUGUGGCACUGUUUGUAUACCGGAAGAACCACCGUGACUUUGAGUCAGACAUUAUAGAUUCCUCAGCAUUAAAUGGUGGAUUUCAGCCUGUUAAUAUCAAGGCUGCAAGGCAAGACCUCCUGGCAGUGCCACCAGACCUCACAUCUGCUGCAGCCAUGUACAGAGGUCCUGUCUACGCUUUACACGAUGUCUCUGAUAAAAUUCCCAUGACCAAUUCUCCAAUCCUUGAUCCACUGCCUAAUCUGAAGAUCAAGGUCUAUAAUACCUCAGGCGCAGUCACCCCACAGGAUGACCUGUCUGACUUCUCAUCCAAGCUGUCCCCACAAAUUUCUCAGUCUCUGCUGGAGAAUGAGACACUGAACAUGAAGAACCAGAGCCUUGCUCGACAAACAGACCCAUCAUGCACUGCUUUUGGGACCUUCAACUCCCUAGGGGGUCACCUGAUUGUUCCCAAUUCAGGAGUAAGUCUGCUGAUCCCUGCAGGAGCCGUUCCCCAGGGGAGAGUUUAUGAAAUGUAUGUGACAGUUCACAGGAAGGAGAACAUGAGGCCACCAGUAGAAGACAGUCAAACCCUUUUGACCCCAGUGGUGAGCUGUGGGCCCCCAGGAGCACUGCUGACACGGCCUGUCAUUCUAACUAUGCACCAUUGCGCAGAGCCAAACACAGAGGACUGGAAGAUACAGCUGAAAAACCAAGCAGCUCAGGGCCAGUGGGAGGAUGUGGUGGUUGUUGGGGAAGAAAACUUCACGACCCCAUGCUAUAUUCAGCUGGACUCAGAAGCUUGCCAUAUCCUGACAGAAACACUCAGCACCUAUGCCUUGGUGGGACAGUCGAUCACAAAAGCAGCAGCAAAGCGGCUCAAACUGGCCAUCUUUGGGCCAGUGUCCUGCUCAUCACUGGAAUACAGCAUCCGAGUCUACUGCCUGGAUGACACUCAGGAUGCCCUUAAGGAAGUUCUACAGCUGGAAAGGCAGAUGGGAGGACAGUUACUGGAAGAACCAAAGGCUCUGCAUUUUAAGGGAAGCACCCACAACCUCCGUUUGUCUAUUCAUGAUAUCGCUCACUCUCUCUGGAAGAGCAAAUUGCUUGCUAAAUACCAGGAAAUUCCCUUUUACCACAUCUGGAGUGGGUGUCAAAGAAACCUACACUGUACCUUUACUCUGGAAAGGUUCAGCCUGAGCACGGUGGAGCUUGUGUGUAAACUCUGUGUACGGCAGGUCGAAGGAGAAGGACAGAUCUUCCAGCUCAACUGUACGGUAUCAGAGGAGCCUACUGGCAUUGAGUAUCCUCUUAUGGAUUCAGCAAGUACCAUCACCACCAUAAUGGGACCCAGUGCUUUCAGUAUCCCUCUCCCAAUCAGGCAGAAGUUGUGUAGCAGCCUCGAUGCCCCUCAGACUAGGGGCCAUGACUGGAGGAUGCUGGCCCACAAACUGAAAUUGGACAGGUACCUAAAUUAUUUUGCCACAAAAUCGAGUCCUACUGGUGUGAUUCUAGAUCUCUGGGAAGCCCAGAAUUUCCCUGAUGGCAACCUGAGCAUGCUGGCAUCAGUCCUCGAAGAAAUGGGAAGGCAUGAGACAGUUGUUUCUUUGGCAGCAGAAGGAAAUUACUGAUGCAGGAGUGGGAUGAACUGGAAGGAAUGGAAACAGGGAGUGGUAUUGCCCUGUCACCUACAAAUAAGAAACAAAAUAAAAACCCGCACCAAUGAGUUUCACAAGACAUAUUUCAAAGAAGAAAAAGCAGCCCUGACUCUCACAUAUGUUCUUCUUGUACAUUAUCACAGGAUUUUAAAAAAAAACAUGCAAAAUUGUACCUUGAAAAUAUAAAUCAACCUAACGUUCCUCUCAGCUUGGCUGUACGCUGCUUGGUACAGGAUUUUACAGUUUCCUAGGAAACGCUUUUUAUUGCUAUCCAGAUAUAUGGAUAAACUUUCUUAACAGUCCCAGUUUCUAUGGACGUUGUUUACAUCAAAUACUGGACAGGGGUAAAGAGACUGUCCAUGGCUCUCUAUAUUUUUGUUUAAAGCCAUUCUAGACAAAGCUGUGGACAGUCAGUUGUGGCUAUCUCAGAUGAUGAAUUUCCAGUCAGUUUCCAGUCACAUUCAGACUUUGGCUACAAAUCCAUGCAUCAAGUAUCUCAAGAUAAUCCUCCCAUCAGCGUUCUGUUUCCUAGACCUAGUUGAAAACCAGAAUUUUAAAUGUGUGCAUCUGGAAAGCAGAUUAUCUGGGUGCUAAGCAGGAACACACAUACCUCUCCCUGCUUUCCCCAGGGGGAUCCCUUGGGUCCUUUGUGGGAAUUAGCUGUAGGUUGGCAGGGAAGAAAGGGAUCCAUUUCCAAAUCACAGUAUAACCCCUACCCCAUUAAAGCACGCGUGUGCGUGUGUUUGUGUAUGCGUGUGUGCGUGUGCAAGAUAUGUAAUUUGGAGUGGUGGAAAAAAUACAUGCAAAAAUAUUGCUAUGAUGCUUAAUUACUGAUUAGUAUCUAGUGCAAGGAUUACUAUUAUUAUUAUUGCUAUUAUUAUUUUAAUUUAGAAUUUUUGUCGGCAGCAGGAUGACUCAUUCAAUUGUUGGCAGAACCUGUUCUCUCCGUUCUUGGGCUGCUGAGGUUCUCAUAAAACACUUCUCUUCCAAUGCCUUUCUCCUUCCCUUUUUCAGCUCUAGUACUCACUUUCUGAGCCCUCUGAUAGCCAGUCAGAAGUGCUCAUGUGAUGUCAGAUCCAACAUUGAUAUCAAUUGGUGUAGCUUCUUUGAACUCAGUGAUGAUUUACACCACCCAGGGGUUUCGUCCCAUAUGCACCAGUUACAGUAAGGUAUAAGUUCUUGCAAUAAACCUGAAGGCCGUUUGCUUGGACAGUAAGUGGCCCACAGGCACUCUGAAUGCCAACUCUGCCCCAUGUCAGUGCUGUGAGUGCACUCUCCCAACACAGUCCCUCUACUUUUCAAAAGCUUUUGUGCAAGAGUACAUAGAGCACUGUUAGUUUCUGCUGGCUUGUGCAUUCAUGCAUGACAUUAGGCAGCAUACAUGUGCAAACCUGCUCUUUCAAAAGGCUCUUCAGAAAGUUAAGGCUUUAGGGUGUAAUUUAGUUAAGAGGUCUUGAGCAUCUGCAUUGCCUGUUGACAUCACAUGGAAUUGUGAGUGCCCAGCCCUCAUGAAACUCAGCCCCUACAUUUAAACCUGUACAAUAAUCAAGGACAAUAAUGGGAACCGAGAAGCCACUCCAUUUAUAUUUCUGGGCAAAACUGUACCCUGAUCUGCAUGGUCACCAAGUGGGACAGGGCAGUAUAGCUAACUGAGUCAUUCUCUGCUAUGCUUUGUCCAGCCUAUAAAUACUCCUCUAGGUUUUCUUAGGAGUUCUUGCUGGAACUCAUUUCCCAUGUAGUUGAACAGACAAACUUGUUUUCAUCCCAUGUCCCUCUUGGCCAUUUUGAUGCAUGUAAACAGCUGAUGUGGAGAACUUGGCAAGUGAAACUUGUUUUCCCAGUUGUUGUUUCUUUGCAGACUUGUUUUGCUUUGUGCUUAGUGUGAAGAGUGACUCCAUAAUACAAUGCUGAGCAUAUCAUUUCAGAAGCUGUUUCUAGCCUUUCCUAUCUUUUGCUUCUCAUGGCAGAAGAGCUUUCUCCCCCAUAUAAAGCCCCAUAGAUAAAUGCAAAUUAUCUAUCUUCAAUUUACAUUUGUCUUUUUUUCUCCUGAAGUUUUCAAGUAUGUAUUUUUAAAAGAAACCUUAAAAUGUCAUUGGUUAAAAUGGAAGGUGAAUUUCAACUGUCCUUUCUCCCAUUUUGACAUUUCCAUAGGCUUUUUAUUCUCAGCUCAGUGACUGUUCUCAGCAGUGUAUUUAUUAAACAGAGAGUAGUGUUCACAAAACGUUCCCUGUGUAGAGGGCAGUCAGUCAGCCACAGACAAGCGGCCAAAUCAGUGUUCAGAUUAGAUCAAAAGGCACAGGUUCUUACUUUCAAAGUGUAACUAUGUUCAAGAUUCAGCUGUUCAUGUGAGUGCAGUCUUUGCCUAUAUGAUCCUCGUCUGCCUGUCCUUUUCAAACGCAGCGCUGUCUUAAUGUGUGAUACAAAAUCCUGUGAAGCCAAUGGGAGUUCUUCCACUGAGUUAAGCAGGCUUUGGCUCAUGAUCUUAGCCUUCCACUUGGCCUGUAGCCUUCUGAAUCUUUUUGCUUCAGUUUGUUCUCUUUACCCACUUUUCUGACACCUUCAUUUCUUGCUCGUUUGGUGGCCUCUCUGCACAGCAGCAACAUUUUUACCAUUUUUCUUACUCUGUUCUUCCCCCAGUUCUCACAGAAAAGUGUGCCAUAGCAGAGUUAACAGAGGAACAGCUUUUGGAUCCAAACAAGUACCUCUCUUUCAUGCUUCUCCACACUUCUUUCCCACUCUCCUGCUUCAAUACUCUUCCAGAUCUGAUGAUUUGUUGUCUCUCAGAUCCUUGCCUUCUACUGCUAGGAUCCAUCCUUUUUGUAUAACCCCUAAAAUCAUUGAUACACUCUGCAGAGGGGUGUUUGCAUGGGGAAGAAUAUGUGCAGCCUUCUCAUAUGGGUCAUAAGCAGAAGCUUCUGCUAUUCAUAGGUUAUGCUGCAUUAUGCAUACUCUUGGUGCUGGUGCUCCCUUUACCAGCUGUUUCUUCUCAGUUGCUUGACACCUCUUUCAACAAAGAGAAAGGAAAAGGAUUUCUGUAAGAGAUUCUGUUACUGGGUCAGAAUCAUCCAUCAACUGCUUUGACAUUGAUCAGUAUGAAAAACUUAGCUCAAAGUUUGCUGGGUGGGUCUCUCUCCAAAGAAGGUUGUCACUUGUUGGGAAAGGAGACAGUGCCCUAGGCAAGAACUACAGCUGUUUCUAUUCCGACCCAUUUGCCUGGGUAUUUAGCAAUUGGAAAAGACCUUAAAUAAAAUCCAGUUUGAGGAAGAUGGGCCUGUUUUACUGUCAAGCACUAGGGUUCACAUGAUUGUCAAGGUUAUGAUGCUACCAUGCUUCUGGUUAUGGGCCAUCCCAAAUGUUGUACAUGCCAUCGUGAAAAGGGGAGGGGAGCAACAGUAGAGAUCUAUGGACAACAUUAGUAGUGGGUAAUCAGUCAUAGGGCAACUAGACCUCCUUAGAUAACUGGGGACUCAAAGGCCUCCAGGGUCUCACCCAGGCCAGAUUGUUUCUCACUUUAGUUUCCACCUCAGCUUAUGCUUCUGCCUAUAUUACUUCAGUUGUGCCCUUUUUUCUCUUUUUUAUCAAGUAAGACAUAGUGGGAAAAUUUUCCUCUCCCCACUCGAAAGACCUAAGUGGGUCUUCAAUGCCAGAACAUUGUGAUAACAGGUGAAGCUCAAAGACAUCUUUCCAAACCCUGUUGGGACUGUUCCAUGUUCCACAUGGGAUAUAUUGGAAAAUGGGAGAAGGGGGAAAGGAGAGCAAGAAAUAGAAAUUUCUUUACAAAAUUACUUGGUUCUGUGAAGCUAGAAACAGUUCUUUCCUUUUACUGCUUGUACACACUGCCAUCUCGUGGUAAAGUGCGUGAACUUUAGUACUGAUACCACUAGGCCAGUUGAAGAAUAAUAAAGAUGAUCUUAAGUACUACUUGAUGGAAAUACUUUUUUAUGAGGUGGCUGUUUAGAAUGGCAAUGAAGUUUUGCAGACAGCAUGACUCAAGAAUUGCCAUAAGACUUUCGUCAGGUAAUCAACUUGUUUAAAAAAAUGACUGCAGGCUUCUAUCCUCCACUUCUUCACUUCUAUUAACUGCUUCAUAUUUUAGUUGCCCACCUCAGAAUGAUAUGUUAGUACUGCCCAUCACACCAUCUCCUCAUUACAUGUCAGUUGCUGGUGAUAUAAAUAAUAUAUAUAUUAUAUAUAAAUAUAUAUAAAAAUAUCUACAGACUACAAAGAAAAUCUUUAAUUUCUGAUUUAAGAUCACUAUUGGACAGAGUUUUUUUAGCUUAACGUCAUUAAGUUGUUUUGUGUUGUUUGCCUUGUAAAGGUGACUGUCAGUGUAUUUGAUCAGUCCUUUUAUUAGUUUUACAUGCACAUGAGCUGUAUCAUACUGAACAGUAAGAGAGCUGAAGCUUAUUACAAAUGUUGAUAUGUCUGAAGUCAGCAAGGCCUCGUUAGACAGUAUUUGCCUUUGUAGGUGACAGGGGUUGACCAAGACUCUUCUUUCACAUCACCGGCAGAGAUGUAAAUACUCACAGGCCAUGUAGCAGUUCAGGAUGCACACAGAGCAAAGAUAUAUUAGCUUUGGUUUCUUGCUGUUUCUGUUGCUCACGCAUAAAAUGGAUGUACUUAUGCACUGUAAGCCUGUCAUCAUGGCCAGUGUCCUAGUGGGAGUCUUGUCUUGCUACCUGAAAUAGUUUAUUUUCUCUUUUUCCAGGCCCUUCAGGGCAUUAGAAUUCAUUCUAUGUUUUAGCCAAGUAUUGACUACAGCACUUAGGUUACCUUUAUAUAAGAUAAUACUGUUGAGUCUGUUUGAUCCUAUGUUCAGGGCACUUUGUAAACUACUUUACUGAGAAUUUGGAAGUCUUUUCAGGUAUUUUUCUGAACAGUCAGCUGGCCCUGAAGUGACUAGUCACUCGCAGACUAGCCUAGUUCAUGUCAGACUCUACGGGUGCAGGAGGCUUAUGAAUGGAAACUGAGCCAUUGGCCUUUUCCCUGCAAGGGACCACACACGAUAAGGUAUUCACUUCAGGGUCACCUCUGCAGCUAUUUCCAGUCUCUCCUUUGAACCUUAGUUUGCAAAACUUUGUAAGCCGCACUGCAACUUUUUAAACAUUGAACCACAUGACAUUCCCUUCAAAGUGGGGCUUUCACAUGAACACUUGCUUGAAAAGGGGCUUGGAGGUAAUUAAAGGAAAGCUACUGUUGGAGGCCUUUAGCUAUUGCUGACAGAGUUGUAGUAGGUUAAGUGAUUCCUCCCUCCAUCCGUACAGCCUAGCUGCUGCUGUGAAGAUGAUGGCCAGUAUUCAAGGCUGUACCAUCAAUGUAAACUCAGGUGGGCAAAACUGUGGAAGCAGGGGAAACAGCAAUAUUGAUAAUUAACCAGCAAGGAAAUGUAUGAGCUUCUACCAAACCCACUCUGUCUGGUAGUUCGCACUCAUCACUGGAAACAAACUAAUUUACCUAUUGUCUAACCUCAGUAGGGGGCAAAAGGUUUUCAUGUGAAAGUUGUUCUUUUAGCUAUGCCUGUACAAAAGUAUAGAUAUUCCAGAGAUUUCACUCACCUCUACUGCUGAAAGGUUAUUUAGCAUUUUCUAUAAUGUUGGUGAAAUUAUAUAUUAGUGUUUUAGCUCAGCUGCUGUUUACAGAGAAGUUAAUUGUUAUGUGUGUAUUGUACUAUGGACUUGACCUUCUCAUUGAAGGAUGUCCUAUAGUUGUGUCAUCUAGUUAACUUCUUGGUUUCUUUUAAGAAGCAGGAUGCUACAUUUAACAUCACAGGGACAUCAUUCAAAGCAAGACAAAGAUGUCUGGAUAGAUUCAUUCUAAGCUAUGGUUGCCAUGCUGUGGUAGAAUUACAGGUCAUAGCUGAGAGAAGCCUGCAAUUGUAUGCUGGAGUUUGUGUAGUAUCCUUGUGACUAUUUCUACAAAUCUAUGGUAAACCUCAGAUAUUGAAAGGAAUAAUAAAAAUAAAAAAACCCACAACCACCCUGCGAAGUAUACAUAAAGAGAAAAUGUGAGCUACAAUACACACCUUCUCUCAUUUUCUACAGCCUUAGUAAAUCAUCCCUUCCAACAAUACAUUCCAUAUCAUGCUUCAACUACUAACUGCCUCAAAGCAGGGCACAUAACACAAUUAGUAUCAGGACUAAUUAUUCUUCUAGGGAUAUAAUUUGUAUGUUGAACACAUAUGUACGACUUAAUUUACUGAUAUACACACACCUUCCAUUUAAUACAGAACAGUUAUAAUGUCAAGAUCACACUUUAAAUACCUUUCUAAAGCAGGGAGAGGCUUAUAACAAGAAAUGCUCACGCAACCCAGGCUUAGAAGGUGUAUCACAAUUACUGUUUGUGUGUCCCGGCUCCACUACAGAAGUGUUACUUAGGGUUUCUUCUUUCUUCUUUUUAAAUUUCUUCUGCUGUUCAGAAAUGGAGAAGUAUUUUUCUUCAGUUUUAAUUUUCCUAUUGCUGUAUCUUCUAUGCAAUUCCUUUUCUAAAAACUUACUAACAGAGAAGUGCUAGCCAUUGCAUUAUUUGUAUUGCUGUACAGUGGAGGUGUGGUUUACUAGUUGAGUGUGCCUCUUAUUCCCUCUCCCUUUUUUCUCCUUCCCUCUGUUUGUAAAUGCCUGCAUUUAUUCUGUCAGCCUGACAUGUACAAAGUGUAAGAAAGAAUUUUUAAACAGGUAAUAAAUUAUAUUUAUAAGCAACUAGAAAAAAA